AUGACUCGGAAUUUUGUAAUUGGGGCUGUGAUAGCUGUGCUAUCACUAGGUGUUACUACAGUUAUUGCUGAUUGUAUGAUACCAUUAGUGCUGAGGAACACUUGGUUUUCCUUCGAAAAUGGCAAGCAAACUAUUACAGAUAUCAAUGCGAGUGAAAUGACUGGAAGGGGUGUAUGUGUGGACAUUAAGGCUGAAUACAGGGUGAACUAUACAAUGGUAUUUUCAUACACAAAAUGUUAUUAUUGUGUCAAGCUGAUUGUGAGGACAGUAAAUGUGUUAGAGAAGAUUGAGUCUCCUUGUGUGAACUUGGGUCCUGAUGAGCAGCCCACUGUUGAUAGAGUGUGUCGAGGCCUGAAUCCUGAUCAGCAGGGUCUGAUCACAUUGUUCUCUGAAAACUAUGUGCCUGUCAAUUGCCGUUCAUCUCUAGAAGGUGUAUGGCAGUUUGCAUAUCAGAAUAGGUUCCGAUUCACAGGAGAAUGCAACCACCCUGAUGCACAGAUCAAAUCUUGUCAAACAGCAGGAACACAGUUCUUAAUAACCAAUCAGAAGUUUAACAUUACUUAUAGGAAAUGUGCUGGAAUGUCCAACACUUUUGAUGGUGUUGUGGAGUAUAGUUGCUUGGGCCAUUGGUUUGUCAACAAAAAUCACUUCUUUGCUGUUGCAAACACAAAGGAAUCCCGUAAAGAUGAGAGGUACCGCUGUUUCCUCAAGAACAGAGAUGAUGAUCUGUACAUUGGGGCCUCUAUUACACCAGAAUGUAACACAUUGAAGACUGUUGAGAAGUCCCCUGAGAGAUACAGAGUUACACCUGUUAAGGCUGAAGUGGUAGAACCAGGUUGUCGCUUACCACAAAACUUCUCUGGAGAAUGGAUCAACACUGCCAAUAUUGAUGCAGACGUAUUCAUCAAUGAAACUCACAUUAUAGAGACUUACUACCCUGAUGAAGGAAGAUUCAGAAGAACUAUUUAUGUUUGCAGGGAGCAGCGUGACAGUAGAGUGAUGAUGGCUCGCCUCACAGUCGAUGGUUGUCAAAAGGAUUAUGUGUGCUUUGACUUUGUACCACAACAUCAUAAUAUUAUAAGAUACCGAAAAGGUUUAGCCAUGAUCCAGAGUAACUUCCACACAGUAUGCUCUUGGGUCCAGUUCCCCAAUAAACAAGAAUGGCGAUACGAUAUCUUUCUUAAAAAGGAUCCAUCGCCAAUUCGUUGCCCAGUCGCAGGCAAAUUCAAUUUCACACAAAAAGGUGAUGUUAGAUUCGAAACAAGGAUUUUGGGUGGUGUUACUUUAAGUCCGAGACCAAACUUGUACUGCAAACUAAAUAUCAGUGAUUUCUCUGUUUGUGAUAUUGAUCAGAAAACUAUACAAAUUAAGGAAAACUACUGUCUAUCCGUGGACUACUUGGGUAGACCAGUUGAUAUCUACAGCGAUCCCGAUUACAGAAUGAAAUGCAUAGGAUUUUGGAAGGAGAAUUUGAAGUCCUAUCUGAUUACUUAUGACGAACUUGACCCAUUUUCGAAGUACAGAUGUUGGGUGUAUCAACGGGCCGAUCUUAACAGAGUACUGAUGUCUCAAGCUUUAGGCCCAUACUGUGACUUGAAGCAGGAUGUGACAUCGUGGAAUUACACUGAAGGCGCAGCUGUCGCCGUUGAGAUGGAAGAAUACGAGAGAGAACGCGACCAGUGCCCCAUGCACUUUGACGAUGGCAGCGACCCUUGGUCUACAAAAGAAAACUAUAUCAAAGUGUUUAGUUUCUCAUUUUGGGGCAGUAAUUCUGCACAAACAAUUGUAAUAAAUUCCGCUGUAUUAUUUAUGGUAGCUUUAUUUACAUUAAUACUGUAA
This is a messenger RNA of Spodoptera littoralis (African cotton leafworm), 1839 nucleotides long. The record is from the annotation of a GenBank genome assembly. Lineage: Eukaryota; Metazoa; Arthropoda; Insecta; Lepidoptera; Noctuidae.